AUGUUCAAAACUGGGGUUGUAAGAGAAUAUAAAAUAGUUGUAGUUGGAGGUGGUGGUGUUGGAAAAUCCGCACUUACCAUUCAAUUGAUCCAAAGUCACUUUGUUGAUGAAUAUGAUCCAACAAUAGAAGAUUCAUAUAGAAAGCAAUGCGUGAUUGACGAUGAAAUAGCACUUCUUGAUAUUCUUGAUACAGCAGGGCAAGAGGAGUAUUCCGCUAUGAGGGAACAAUAUAUGAGAACAGGAGAGGGUUUCCUUUUAGUCUAUAGUAUUUGUAAUAGAAACUCUUUUGAGGAAAUUAUAACAUUUCAACAACAGAUUUUAAGAGUUAAAGAUAAAGACAAUUUUCCUAUGAUUAUUGUUGCAAAUAAAUGUGAUUUAGAAAAUGAACGGCAUGUAAGUCAAUAUGAGGGUAGAGAAUUAGCAAAAUAUUUUCGGUGUCGUUUUAUUGAAACAUCAGCAAAGCAAGGUAUAAAUGUAGAGGAGGCAUUUUAUACUCUAGUACGAGAGAUUAGAAAGUAUAAUAAAGAUAAUUCAUCUAAAAAAGCUUCAAAUAUAUCACGUCGCUAUCAAAUGGAUAUAAGUAGAAAAAAUAAAAAUAUAACUUGUUGCAAUUGUGUGGUAAUGUAA
Molecule: messenger RNA, 627 nt
Organism: Pneumocystis jirovecii RU7
Lineage: Eukaryota; Fungi; Ascomycota; Pneumocystomycetes; Pneumocystales; Pneumocystaceae
Product: Ras-like protein
Exons: 4
Coding region: 1-627 (208 amino acids)
Biological process (GO): signal transduction
Cellular component (GO): plasma membrane
Molecular function (GO): GTP binding; GTPase activity; GDP binding
Source: RefSeq, a predicted model, not a curated record